This is a messenger RNA of Suillus subaureus, 2109 nucleotides long. RefSeq lists its product as uncharacterized. The coding region runs from base 1 to 2109 and encodes 702 amino acids. NCBI's taxonomy places the organism in Eukaryota, Fungi, Basidiomycota, Agaricomycetes, Boletales, Suillaceae. The record is from RefSeq and is a predicted model, not a curated record. The transcript has 8 exons.
AUGGCUGCAACACUUGUGAAACACCACAACACCCCUCCAUUCACUGAUCACAAAGAUCUGCACAACGUCAUAGAUGCGACACAGCUUGGUGAUGUCCCUUGGCAGUGUUUCUCUGCACAAUACACAGGAGAACAACCUGAGGUUGUCCCACCUUGGAUGGACGAAGAAUUUGAGGUCUGGUAUAGGGACCCUUGUGCAAUGGCGCACAAUAUACUUGCUAACCCUACCUACAAGGACAAAAUUGACUAUGACACCAUAUUGCAAGAUCCAGAAACACAUGGAUCUGCUUUGAUCCCAAUCAUUCUCGGUAGUGACAAGACUACUGUCUCUGUGGGCACUGGUAAUAAUGAGUAUUACCCCCUCUAUGCCUCGAUCGGUAAUGUAUGUAACAACAUACGAUGCAUGCACCAUGAUGCUCUUGUCAUCAUCAGUUUCCUCACCAUACCCAAAACUGACAAGACACAUUCGAAAGAUGACUUAUUUCGGAUAUUUUGCUGCCAGCUGUUCCACAGCUCAUUGUCCAUGAUUCUCUCCAGUCUAAAACCUGUUAUGACUGAGUAUGAGGUCGUGCACUGUGGAGACGGACACUUUUGGUGCAUCAUAUAUAGUCUAGGACCAUACAUCAUGGAUUAUGAAGAACAACUAGUGCUAUCCUGUAUUGUCAAACAUUGGUGCCUGAAAUGCAUUGCAGUUCGCACAAACCUUGAUGGUGAUGCCACCUACCACACCCACAAGUUUACUGAUUUCUUAAUCAAUGAGCUACAUGUGGAUGUAUUGUGGGAUGAAUUUGGUCUCAUUGGUGAUCUCAUCAUGACUGACAUUCAUGAGUUGCUGUCAUUUGACCUCCUCCACCAGCUAAUUAAAGGGGCUUUCAAAGACCAUCUCAUUGAUUGGGUAGCAAAGUACCUCAAGGCCAUGCAUGGGACCAAAUGGUCAGAGGAGAUCAUGAGCAACAUAGAUCACAGAGUUGCUGCUGCACCAUCAUUCUCUGGUCUACGAUGUUUCCCUCAAGGCCGCAAUUUUAAACAGUGGACUGGCGAUGAUUCCAAAGCGCUCAUGAAAGUGUUUCUUCCGGCUAUCGAAGGUCACGUACCUCAAGACAUGGUGCAUGCAUUUCGUGCAUUGUUAGAAUUCUGUUAUCUUGUCCAGCACAAUGUCAUUACUGAAGAUACACUGAUUCAGAUUCAAGAUGCACUUGGUCAUUUUCAUCGAUAUCACACAAUAUUUGAAAAUGUCGUUCCCACCUUCUCACUCCCCCGUCAGCACUCGAUGGUUCAUUAUGUUGACAUGAUCAAACUCUUCGGUGCCCCUAACAGACUGUGCUCAUCAAUCACAGAAUCAAAGCACAUCAAGGCCGUAAAGGAGCCUUGGCAGUGGUCAAACAGGCACAAUGCUCUUGGUCAGAUGCUUGUGACCAAUCAGCACCUUGAUAAGCUCACAGCGUCCCAUGCAGACUUUGAUGCGCAAGGGAUGCUCACUGGCACAAUUUUAUCAAUAGCAGCAUUGGCACAUGAAGUUGCUUACUUUCUAUUCUCUCAGCUCAACCCAGAUGAUGCCUGCAACCCCAAAGAUAUCCCAGCUGCUAGCUUGCCUCAACAUGAAGGCAAGCUUCAGGUCUUCAAUUCUGCUGCUGCAACGUUUUAUGCUCCCAGUGAUCUGAGUGGCAUUGGUGGCAUGCGACACGAACAUAUCCGUGCAUGUCCACUCUGGCAAAAUGAGUACCCACACAAUGAUUGCAUGUUCAUUAACACUGAUUCAGAUGCUGAAGGGAUGCAAGGACUCGAAGUUGUGAGAGUCAUAUGCUUCUUUUCAUUCAAGCACAACUGGGAAGUAUAUCCUUGUGCUCUCAUACAGUGGUUUGAGAAGAUUGGUGACUGCCCUGAUGAAGAUACUGGCAUGUGGAUGGUCACUCCAAGUUUUCAUGAGGACGGCUUGAGGAACCUUGCUGUCAUUCACAUCGAGACGGUCUUCCAUGCAGCACACUUGAUAGCUAUCUACAGUUCAGAGUACAUUCCUCACUCCCUCAAGUUUUAUCAUUCUCUUGACACUUUCAGCUUAUUUUAUGUCAACAAAUACACUGACCACCACGCAUUCGAGAUAGCGUCCUGA